AUGCGUGAUUCUAUUGAAGCAGCUCAACUGCAAACUAUUGAAGAAGUCUAUCGUUUGGCAGCAAGUUUGAACAGCAAUUGUGUGCGUGAUAAACAGUUCGCUACUCCUGCCCCGUCCAAGUCUGCGAAUCAAGUUACCCAGCAGUCAGGCGGCGGCAAGAACAAUAAAAAGAAAGCUCAGGGAUCCGGAUGUAAUGCUAUUACUCCUGCUGCAAACCCUACUGCUAAACCUGCUCCUACUACUGCUGCUACUAACCCUGCUGCUCCCGAAGCUAAGAAGCAAUACACUGGGUCUCAUCCCAAGUGUGCAACCUGCAACUACCAUCAUCCUGCCAUUUCUGCAUGUCGUCUGUGCACCAACUGUAAUCGCUAUGGUCACACGAAUCCCUACUGUCGUCAAGCUAACCCUGCACAGCAAGCUCAGCAAGCCUCAGCUCAGGCAGCUCUACCUGCACCUCCAGCACCUCUGCAGAAUCCCAAGCCAGUCAACGCUGUUCGUGCAUGCUAUAAGUGUGGAGAUACUACCCACCUCCAUAACCAGUGUCCUCAGCUGAACCAGGACCAGCAGCCAGCCGCUCGUGGAGAGCGUUCAACCUCAAUGCAAAUCAGGCUCGAAAUGACAAUGACGUUGUCAAUGUUACCUGAGUCGUUCUCUGUUGAAGUCGCCAAUGGUAAGUCGAUUCUUGUAAAUUCUAUCGUGCGUGAUUGUUCCUUGAUUCUUAACGAUCACGUCUUCUCUGUUGAUCUUAUAUGCAUGCGGUUGGGUAGCUUUGAUUUUAUUAUCGGUAUGGACUGGUUGCGUAAGAACCAUGCUGAGAUUGUUUGUCAUGAGAAACUUGUUCGCCUUCCUCUUCCCUCUGGUGAUACUUUGAUCGUCUAUGGAGACCGACCUUCAAAGAGAUUGAGAUUGAUGUCAUGCACACAAGCGAGCAGAAGCUUACGUAAACAGAACCCUGCCUUCUUGGUCCACGUGGUGGAACAAAAGGGCAAGGGGAAGAAAAUAAGCGACGUUCCAGUGGUGUGUGACUUCACUGAUGUCUUUCCUGAAGAUCUUCCUGGUCUUCCUCCUCCCAGAUCCGUUGACUUUCGUAUUGAUCUUGUACCUGGUGCGACUCCUGUCGCCAGGGCUCCUUACCAUCUUGCACCUUCUGAGAUGCAAGAAUUAUCUAGUCAACUUCAGGAGUUAAUCGAUAAGGGUUUCAUUCGUCUAAGUGCUUGA
Molecule: messenger RNA, 1218 nt
Organism: Helianthus annuus (common sunflower)
Lineage: Eukaryota; Viridiplantae; Streptophyta; Magnoliopsida; Asterales; Asteraceae
Exons: 3
Coding region: 1-1218 (405 amino acids)
Molecular function (GO): nucleic acid binding; zinc ion binding
Source: RefSeq, a predicted model, not a curated record